Ahaetulla prasina is the source of this 1373-nucleotide messenger RNA. It is a transcript of the gene HGH1, whose product is annotated as HGH1 homolog. The transcript is spliced from 6 exons. Lineage: Eukaryota; Metazoa; Chordata; Lepidosauria; Squamata; Colubridae. The coding region runs from base 52 to 1119 and encodes 355 amino acids. The record is from RefSeq and is a predicted model, not a curated record.
GCCCGCCCUCUCCGGUCCGGGCCGCGGAGAUCGCGGAAGCGGCCGCCCAGCAUGGAGGAGCUGCUGGCCUUCCUGCGCCCCGAGGCCCGCGGGGACCUGAAGGGCGGCGCCGUGCGGAUCGUGCUGGGGCUGACGGGGGGCGCCGAGGGCCGCCGCCUCCUCCUCGCCCGGCCGGGCUUCGUGGCGGCGCUGCUGGCGUUGAGCGGCGACCCGAGCGCGGCGCUGGCCGAGGCCGCCUUCCACGCGCUGCUCAACCUGGCGGCGGAGCCGGGGGCGGCCGGGGCGUUGCGGGCCGGGCUGCCGGACCUGCUGCGCCGCCUGCUCGACCCCGCCUUCCCCCUGGCCGCGCCGGCCUGCGCGCUGCUGGCCAACUGGUCGCGCGCAGAGGGCCCUUGCCGGGAGCUCUGGGCCGAGCUGCAGCGGGGCGGCAAGGGGCUGGAGCCGCUGCUGGAGGCCUUCUGCGCCGAGGACCCCCGGCCCGGGGCGCCCUGGCACCACCUGGGCUCGCUGCUGGCCAACCUGAGCCAGCUCCCGGAGGCCCGCCGCGCCCUGCUUGACCGCUCCGGGCGCGUGGUGCGGAGGCUGCUGCCCUUCACGCAGGACGCGGGCUCGGCGCUCCGGCGGCGUGGCGUGGCUGGGACGCUGCGGAACUGCUGCUUCGACUACCGGCACCACGAGUGGCUGCUGAGCGAGCAAGUGGAUCUCCUGCCCUUCCUUCUCCUCCCCUUGGCCGGCCCCGAGGAGUUCCCAGAGGACGAGAUGGAAAAGUUGCCCCUUGAUCUGCAGUACUUGCCAGCGGAGAAGCAGCGGGAGCCAGAAGCUGACAUUCGCAAGAUGCUCCUGGAGACCCUCCUGCUGCUCACAGCCACCAAAGCAGGGCGGCUCCUGGUGCGAGAGAAAGGCACCUACUUUGUCCUGCGAGAGUUGCAUAAGUGGGAAGGGGACCGUGGGGUCCGCGCUGCUUGUGAAAAGCUAAUCCAGGUCCUGAUUGGCGAUGAGCCGGAGGCUGGGAUGGAAAACCUACUGGAGGUGAAGGUCCCCACAGAGGUGGAGCAGCAGCUGCAGUGCCUGGACCAGGAGGAGGAGGAGGAGGAGGUCUUGCUGGAAAGAAUUGCAUGAAAGUCAAAGGAGCCCCCCCCCUCCACUGGGGGAAGAGAAAGAACUUUCUUCUUUGUUGCUGGUCCUGGCAUUUGGGCACCAAAAUCCUGGCACCUACUUUGCUGCCAAAGGCGCUCCUUGGCACUGCCUAGUGACUGAAGGCCGUUUCUCUGCAGUCUGGGCAAGCAGGAGAGCUGGCAUCCCUCCAGCCCCAGGAAGAGGGGUGUGAAGGGGGGGGCUGCAGCUCCUCUCAAUAAAGGCUGUGGUGCACUUUU